AUGAUUCGAGUUGCUGCUCGUACGGGUGCUUGUUCAACUGCCGAAGCUCUAUCGGGUUCUAUCGAGACACCUGAACAACGCACGAAGAGGAUCUGGAAGAAUGCUGAUGCUGUCGCCUUUGACGUUGACUCAACUGUCUGUCAGGACGAGGCCAUCGAUGAACUAGCCAACUUUCUUGGUGUUGGUGAAGCCGUGGCCAAUGUAACUCGUCAGGCGAUGAAUGGAAGGACACGGUUCCGAGACGCUUUGAGGGCACGUUUGGAGGUGAUGCGGCCGUCAUACAACCAGUUGGAGAAGUAUGUGAAAGAAACGAAACCACGGCUGACUCCAGGAAUUCGGGAACUAGUCGAUGCGUUGCACAAACGAGGAACUGCAGUGUUUCUGGUUUCCGGAGGUUUUCGACGACUGAUUUUUCCGGUCGCAGAUAUGCUUGGAAUCGAUCGCAAACGGGUAUAUGCGAACGAGAUCCUUUUUGAUGUGAACAAGAACUACGCGGGUUUCGAUGAAAGCGAACUUACAAGCGACUCAGGAAGCAAAGACGUUGGGAAACCUGCCGUGAUGGGUUUGCUGAAGAAACAAGGAUACAAGCAGUUGGUUAUGGUUGGUGAUGGGGCUACUGAUCUUGAAGCGGCACCACCCGCCGAUGCUUUCAUAGGAUUCGGUGGAAAUCAGAUACGAGAAGCGGUAAGAUCGAAGGCUGAUUGGUACGUGACGGAUUUCGGGGUUCUGCGUGAAGCACUUGAGUAA
This is a messenger RNA of Angiostrongylus costaricensis, 747 nucleotides long. The record is from the annotation of a GenBank genome assembly. NCBI's taxonomy places the organism in Eukaryota, Metazoa, Nematoda, Chromadorea, Rhabditida, Metastrongylidae.